AUGACUGUGUUACUAUGGUGGACGACAGCGGCAUACCGGACGUGCGAGCCGCAGUGCAGGAGCUGCUCACAAACAUAUACCGUGUCCGUCAUCAACCACCAGAAUGAGAACGGCCGUUGCUACAGCGAUUCUCUGCAAGGUCUUCCAUCGCUAGAUCCGGAUCAGGAAUCUGGGAGCAACAAGGAGAAACAGCGCCUGCUCAAUCUGGAGAUCAUCAAGAAGAACCUGGACCGCGGCUGCUACCGGCGUCUCGAUGUGUUCCAGGACGACAUGUUUGCGGUGUUCGCGCGCGGACGCGCUCUCAACAACAUCGACUCAGAGAUCUUUGAGGAUGCGAUGGAGCUACAGCAGUUCUUCAUGCGCGUGCGAGACAAGCUGUGUAAGAGUGGCGACGUGCUCCAGUCUCCCGCGCUCAACAUCACGGAGGUGCAUUUCCAGCGAAUCAUUCAGGAAGAGAAGGAUAAGAAGAAGAUGCAGGAACCGGAGCAGGACGUGAAGGAGGAGGAGGACAUGACUGAGAAGGUGAAAGACGAGGCUAUCAAAGUGGAGGAGGGUUUGGAGAGCCUCACUCUGCGCGACCAGACGUACCGCGUCGGCGACUUUGUCUACGUGGAGCCGCGCGAGGCCGACCUCGAACCUCACAUCGUCUCUAUCGAGAAGCUGUGGAUGGACGUGGAGGGCGAGCGCUAUAUUUAUGGCGCGUGGCACUACCGGCCGCAGGAGACCUACCACCUCACCACCCGCAAGUUCCUAGAGAAGGAAGUGUUUAGGAGCGACUACCAGGCCAAGCGACCGCUGGGAAGCGUACUGGGCAAGUGUCACGUCAUGUUCGUCAAGAACUACUUCACCAGCCGGCCGGAGGGCUUCCAAGACAAGGACGUGUUCGUCUGCGAGUCACGCUACAGCGUCAAGAGCCGCAGCUUCAAGCCAAUCAAGAAGUGGCAAGCGCCCGUCAAUCCGCACGUUGUCGUCGUCGCCCGCGACUGCCCCCUGGUGCCGACGCGCGUCCCGUCCGUCUUCGCUCCGAAGAAGGCCUACGACGCGAGCGGCUUCCACGGAGAGUUCAUGAUCAUCGACAAGGACCGGCCGAACGUGUCGUGCAACGUUGCGAACCCGGACGAGGGUUGCAGCUACUACGACCAGUACAACAUUCCGCUGGGCACGUUCAAGCUGGGCGACUGCGUGUACGUGCGCUCGGAGAGCGAGCGACCCUACAUCGCACGCAUAGACCGCAUGUGGACCGACCAGAGCGGCGACCCCUACUUCCACGGGCCGUGGUUCAUCCACCCGGCGGAGGUCGACCACGAGCCGACGAAGAUGUUCUACAAGCGAGAGGUGUUCCUCAGCUCCGUCGAGGACACGAACCCCAUGCUGAGCAUCACGGGCAAGUGCUGCGUGCUCAGUUACCGUGACUACACAACACUGCGUCCGACGGAGGUGAGUGAGCAGGACGUGUACGUGUGCGACUCGCGCUACCAGGAGGCUGAGCGGCUCAUACGCAAGCUGCUGAAGGGCAUCAAGCGCGGCGCGAAGGUGUCGCCGAGCGUCACCGACGACGAGACGUACUACUUCAGGCAGGCCGUCGUGCCGCAGAAGGUGCAUACCCCGUCGCCGCCACCGUCGCAUGCUGCCGGCUGGAGUAGCCUACCUGCCCAGGCCCUCUCUCCCGUUCUCCCACCAUCCUCAGCCGCAUCCCGCUAGCCUCGUGUCAAACCAGGGGCAUUACGUUCAGCACUAUCCCCCGCCUCCGCCGCUGCCGCCGCCGCCACAGAUUGCACUUCAGCCAGCUUUCUCUGCACAAGGUAGAUGGUCUAGACUUUACACUGCACUGUUGCUCUCCGAGAGUCACUCUCUUCGUACGGAAGCGCGUGCGUGCGUGCGUGCGUGCGUGUGUGUGUG
This is a messenger RNA of Priapulus caudatus, 1899 nucleotides long. RefSeq names its product protein polybromo-1-like. Gene Ontology annotation, biological process: chromatin remodeling. The transcript is spliced from 13 exons. The coding region runs from base 1 to 1701 and encodes 566 amino acids. The record is from RefSeq and is a predicted model, not a curated record. Gene Ontology annotation, molecular function: protein binding; chromatin binding. Lineage: Eukaryota; Metazoa; Priapulida; Priapulimorpha; Priapulimorphida; Priapulidae. Gene Ontology annotation, cellular component: RSC-type complex.